GGAGGUUUCACAGCCAUGGCGGAGCACUUGGCAUCCAUCUUCGGCACAGAGAAGGACCGCGUCAACUGCCCCUUCUACUUCAAGAUCGGAGCUUGCCGGCACGGAGACCGCUGCUCCCGCCUCCACACCAAGCCCAGCAUCAGCCCCACCCUUCUUCUCUCCAACAUGUACCAGCGCCCCGAUAUGCUCACCAACCCGGGCGUCGACCCCCAGGGCCAAGCCCUCGACCCCCGCAAGAUCCAGGACAACUUCGAGGAUUUUUAUGAGGAUCUGUUCGAGGAGCUGAGCAAGUACGGACAGAUCGAGAGCUUGAAUAUCUGUGACAAUUUGGCUGACCACAUGGUUGGUAAUGUGUACGUUCAGUUCAGGGAGGAAGAACAUGCUCAAGCUGCGCUUCAGAAUCUCACUGGGAGGUUCUAUGCGGGGCGUCCCAUCAUCGUCGACUUUUCCCCCGUGACGGAUUUUCGUGAAGCUACUUGUAGGCAGUAUGAAGAAAAUGUAUGCAAUCGAGGUGGCUACUGCAACUUCAUGCACUUGAAGAAAAUUAGCAGGGAGUUGAGGAGGCGGUUAUUUGGGAGAAACAAGCGAAGGCAUAGUCGCAGUCGAAGCAGAAGCCGCAGUCCUCAAAGGCAUCAUCGUGGUGGUUAUCAGGAGCGCCCACAUGGAGGUCGUGGUUUCGGUAGAAGAGGAGAAGAUGACAGAGAUCAUCGUUUCAAUGAUAAGAGCAGGAGGCCUAGAAGCCGCAGUCCUGGGCGUAGAGGAAGAAGUAGAAGCCCUGUGGGUGCUGGGGGAAGGAGGAGGAGUCCUCCAGCCAGGGAAAGUAGUGCCGAAAGAAGGGCUAAGAUCGAACAAUGGAACAAGGAGCGGGAACAGGUGGACUCUGGAAAUAAGUAUGAUGACAAUAAUAACAGCAACAAUCAGGAUGAUCAAUGGAAUGGUUCUGCAGAGAACAAUGAUCAGUACUACGACGAUCCUCAUCAGCAGCAGCAGUAGCACGUUAGAUACAAAAUUAAUCUUCCUGCUUCCAAGAUCAAGCCUCAGUUAUUUCAAGCAGCUUACUGUGCUACUUGUAUACAAGAUGGCUGUUGUCCAGGAACUAUGUCCAUUAUCUCUAAUGUGAUGGAUUUUGGAGGCGGUAAGGUAAUUUCGCGAUCUUGGUGCAGGAGUCUGCCGCCUACAAUGGUGAGUUUUUAUUAUAGGAAAGAUCCUAGUGUACGUGAAGAGACAUGAAUGUUUUUACUGGAAUUACAAGAUAUUUUCUGAGAUGUCUUGAUUAAGUUCUUCAAACCUAUGCUGUUAGAAGUGUUAGCGUGAUCUUUUGUUGCUGCUUUUCCUAAUUCGGGUGACUGACGGUGAUUAUAUUAUUAUUCCUGCUACUUCCUUUA
This is a messenger RNA of Pyrus x bretschneideri (Chinese white pear), 1385 nucleotides long. Its product is annotated as splicing factor U2af small subunit B. The transcript has 5 exons. Gene Ontology annotation, biological process: mRNA splicing, via spliceosome. Gene Ontology annotation, molecular function: metal ion binding; pre-mRNA 3'-splice site binding. The record is from RefSeq and is a predicted model, not a curated record. Lineage: Eukaryota; Viridiplantae; Streptophyta; Magnoliopsida; Rosales; Rosaceae. Gene Ontology annotation, cellular component: spliceosomal complex; U2AF complex. Bases 16 to 993 code for a protein of 325 amino acids.